AUGCCGAAACACGGACUCACCCCGGAGGAGGUAUCAGAACCGCCCUCCAAGCGUGCGAAGUCAGACUCUGCACCAUCCGCAUCACAAGGCCCUACAUUGGAGUCCGCAGCCUCUUUCCAAAUUCCUUCUUUGCAUGCCAAUACCAAAUGGACACUCGCUACCAUCCAGAGAACGCGGCCACCGCUCCCCGACAUUCUGGACCCGGCACUCAAAAAGGCGGCGCUCACACACCCUGGUAAAGCUAACAACGACCCUGUUGCAAGUUAUGAGAGGCUGGAGUGGAUUGGCGACGCUUAUCUUGAGCUCAUCGCCUCCUCCUUCAUAUACCAAACUUUCCCGACCUUGCCGGCUGGCAAAAGCGCACAACGUCGCGAGAUGCUUAUCCGCAACACCACACUAGGCGAAUUCUCGGUCUAUUACGGCUUGGACAAGAUGGCCGAUAUCCCGGAAGAAUUCAACAUGGAGGGCAGAGUGGGCGGUACAAACGCAAGUCAAAAAGUCAGAGUUAAGAUUCUCGGCGACCUUUUCGAAGCCUAUGUGGGAGGCGUGAUUCUUUCCGAUCCUGCCAAUGGGAUUCAGCGUGCUUCAGACUGGCUCAAGGCCCUAUGGGGUCCUCUCAUGGCGGAGUACAUCCGCGAGGAAGAGAAGAAGGCCAGGAAGCCGGAGCAAAAGCAGUCCGCAAGUGGCCAGACACUCGACCCAAAGACAGUACUCGAAGCUACCAUUGGAGCCAGGGGUGUCAAGAUCGAGUAUAAAGAUCUCCCUUCCAAAAACCUCAAGGACAGGGGAACUAAGCUGCCUCUUUUCGCUAUUGGCUGUUUUAUGACAGGUUGGGGAGAAACCAACCUGCAACUUGGGCACGGAAGUGCUUUGAGCAAGAAGGAAGCUGGUCAGAAAGCGGCUCAAAUGGCCUUGGAUAAUAAGAAGCUGCUCAAGAAGUUUGCGGACAAGAAGGCGGAGAUGAAGGCCGCGCGGGAAGCCCAGCUGCAGCAGGCAGGAGUGACGUUCCCCUUGAAGGAUCAGCCUUCGGCACAGGAAACCACUGGCGGCGUGUUGUAG
Messenger RNA from Neurospora tetrasperma FGSC 2508, 1059 nucleotides. RefSeq lists its product as uncharacterized. Bases 1 to 1059 code for a protein of 352 amino acids. Gene Ontology annotation, biological process: rRNA processing; regulation of gene expression; primary miRNA processing. The record is from RefSeq and is a predicted model, not a curated record. Gene Ontology annotation, cellular component: nucleus. Gene Ontology annotation, molecular function: ribonuclease III activity; double-stranded RNA binding. The transcript has a single exon. NCBI's taxonomy places the organism in Eukaryota, Fungi, Ascomycota, Sordariomycetes, Sordariales, Sordariaceae.